This is a messenger RNA of Gilbertella persicaria, 927 nucleotides long. RefSeq lists its product as uncharacterized. Lineage: Eukaryota; Fungi; Mucoromycota; Mucoromycetes; Mucorales; Choanephoraceae. Bases 1 to 927 code for a protein of 308 amino acids. Gene Ontology annotation, molecular function: protein-folding chaperone binding. Gene Ontology annotation, cellular component: cytosol. The transcript is spliced from 2 exons. The record is from RefSeq and is a predicted model, not a curated record.
AUGUCAGCUCCUGAUUAUUACCAAAUUCUCGGUGUUUCUGAAGGUGCUUCUGAAGUAGACAUCAAAAAAGCAUACCGCAAGCAAGCUCUUAAAUAUCACCCUGAUCGUAACAAGGAAGCUUCAGCCAAGUUACACUUUCAACAGAUUAGUGAAGCAUUUGAAGUUUUGAAUGAUAAGAAAAAAAGACGUGAAUAUGAUUUGGAAAGAUCUAGCUCUAAAGGCAACAAUGAAUUUCCAUAUUUUGCAGAAGAUUUAUUUGCUCAAUUUUUCUCAAACACUCGACCUUAUUCGCCUUCUUCUUCUGCAAGUGAUGAAGAUGACUUUUUGUUCAAUGAUAUGUAUGGAUCAAGAGAUUCUUUCCAUCAGUCCCCACCAUCGUCUCCAUUAUCUUCAAGCUAUAAGCCCAAAUCAAUCAAGCGGCCUUUACAUGUAUCUUUGGACGAUCUCUAUACCGGCACGACCAAGCGGCUCAAGGUAACACGUACAUUAGCCAAUCAGACAACCGACAAGAUAUUGACAGUCAAUGUCAAGCCUGGUUCCAAACAAGGCUCAAAGAUUUGUUUUCCUGGUGAAGGCGAUACUUUACCUUCUGGUGCUCAACAAGAUAUUGAAUUUGAAAUUCAAGAAAAGCCUCAUGAUGUCUAUACGCGUCAAGGAGACAAUUUAUACAUGACUCUAAGGAUCACUCUGCUUGAGGCGCUUACUGGAUUUAAAAAGACCAUUAAAAAGCUGGACGGUACAACAACACUAAUCACUUCAAGCGAAAACCGUAUCAUUCAGACAGGUCAUGAAGAUAUUCUUAUUGGUGAAGGCAUGCCAAAAGAACAAUCAGGAGAAAGAGGAGAUUUAAUUGUUCGUUAUCAAGUCGAAUAUCCUGAAUCGUUGACCAUAAAACAACGCCAGGUACUUAAAAAAGUGCUUGUAUGA